Labrus bergylta (ballan wrasse) is the source of this 1101-nucleotide messenger RNA. It is a transcript of the gene cskmt, whose product is annotated as citrate synthase lysine methyltransferase. The record is from RefSeq and is a predicted model, not a curated record. NCBI's taxonomy places the organism in Eukaryota, Metazoa, Chordata, Actinopteri, Labriformes, Labridae.
AAAAACGUCAGAGUGAGAGCUCUUACUUUGGCCCUGCAGUAGAGGAUCUAAGGAAAAAUGUCUCCGUUUUCAAAGUCGCUGAGGUUAUCGCAACGUGUAGCGGCAGCGUGUUUACGACAACACUCCUCUCUUACAAAUGACCUCAUUAAUAACAUGGACAAGAAAGCAACAUGGGACCGCUUCUACACGGAGAACAGCAGCAAGACUACCGCCUUCAAAAACUUUGAGUGGUUCUUCGGGUUCGACGCCGUCCGUGACUUAAUUUUGCCCCUCUUGCAGACCAAGUCCAACCCUGAUGCCCUUCUCCAAAUCCUGGAUAUGGGCUGUGGCACCUCAGCUCUCGGGCCCUGUGUUUACAAACACUCUCCUGUACCAGUCCGGGUCACUUGUGCUGACAUUUCCCCGAUAGCUGUGAGACUAAUGCAGGAGCACGUCCGAUCUAAAGCCAUUGAACCUCACAGUCUCUCCUCUCAGCUUGAGUUUAUAGAGCUGGACUGCACACAGCUUCACAAACACUUUGGUCCCGGCAGUGUGGAUCUUAUCGUCGACAAGGGCACCACGGAUGCCUUGUUGAGGUCUAAGGAAGGGAAGGGGAAGGCAGGACUGGUGCUGAAGGAGUGUUUGGAGGUGUUGCGGAGCUCAGGAUCUCUGCUCCAGUUCUCGGACGAGGACCCUGAUGCCCGGCUGCCGUGGCUGGAGACUGAAGCGCUGCAGGAGCACGGUGUGAAGGCAGCAGACGUUGGGGUGCAGGAGGUUGGAGAGCUUAGGGGAGUGGUUUACUACUGCUACCAAGUAACUCCUCGGCCUGUUGUAAAGCAGUAACUUUCUGCUUUCCUCAUAGUUUGAAUUGAAUAAAUUAUUCAACACAACUGCAUAAAAAGAUCUUCGUUUUUAUCCCCUACUCAAUCAUUCUUCAUUGAUGUUAGUUUUUAAUAUCUUUUGUAAAUCUCCCACAAAAUGUACAAGCUCAAAAACCAGAAUGAGAGGUUUAAACUUGUUACAAAAACAGGUUUUCUUUUAAUUGCAGUAAAUAUAGAAAUAUAAUUAAAAAAAGGAAUAAUAAGAAGUAAAUAGUCAAACUUACUGCUGAGGAAAAUUGAC